AUGGAUGAAAGCAGAGACUCCGAUAGUGUUAUUGUGGCUCAGAUUGUUGGUGAUGGGACUUAUCUGUUCUCAGCACCUAGCAGUGUGUACUGGCUCAGCUCCCGUUAUCGCAUCCCGAUUCUUACCGUCAUUCUCAACAACAAGGGCUGGAACGCGCCCUGGGUAUCAAUGCAGCUCGUUCACCCUACAGGUGAAGGGUCUAGAGCUUCGAAUCGCGAUCUUCACAUCAGCUUCGACCCGUCACCGGAUUACGCAGGUAUCGCCAAGGCCGCUGGAGGAGACAUGGUGUGGACAGGAGUCGCAGAAACGACAGGAGAUUUUGCGGCAACUAUCAAGGAGGCCAUCCAGCUGGUAAAGUCUGGGCGGACAGCCGUCGUGGAAUGUAAAAUACCGGGAAUUGAUCCCACAGUGGGAUAG
Molecule: messenger RNA, 417 nt
Organism: Cladophialophora psammophila CBS 110553
Lineage: Eukaryota; Fungi; Ascomycota; Eurotiomycetes; Chaetothyriales; Herpotrichiellaceae
Exons: 1
Coding region: 1-417 (138 amino acids)
Molecular function (GO): thiamine pyrophosphate binding; catalytic activity
Source: RefSeq, a predicted model, not a curated record